AUGGCCAUGGCCGGGGCCGGGAGCGCAGCGCGGAGGCUGCUCCAGCCCUGCAGCCCGCGGGGCAGCGCGGAGGUACCAAAAAAGCAUCUGGCCCCUCUGGGAAAAGAGAGAGAAGCAGCCAAAGCCCAGGAGGAGCGGCACAGCGAGGAGCUGCUGAAACAGACAGAAGCCGAGAGGCAGAAGAUCGUCUGGGAGUGGCAGGAGCUGCGAGGGUUUCUGGAGGAGCAGGAGCAGCAGAUGCUGUCCUGGCUGGAAGAGCUAGAGAGAGCCAUUGUCCAGAGAAGGGAUGAGGGCAUCUGCAGCCUGUCCCGGGAGAUUUCCCUGCUCACUGAGAGGGAAGGAGAGAAGGGGCAGCAGCCGCUGAGCCAACCCCUGCAGGGUGCUGGGAGCACUGAGGGCAGGGAGGACGGGAUGUUUCGGAAGCCAGAACUGACAUUUGUGGAGCUGGAGAAGAGACUCAGCGAUUUCUCUCUGAAAAGUGCCAUGCUGCAGGAGGUGCUGCUGGGAUUCAAAGAGACACUGCGACGGGCGCUGGGGAGCAACACAGGAGGCAGAGUAACACCCACCUUUGACUCCAACUUGUCCCAGCCUCCCACGGGACAGGGAAGGGAACUGGCUGUAGUGGAGCCAGUCCAGGGGCCGGUGACCUUCGAGGAGGUGGCUGUGUAUUUCACCAGGGAAGAGUGGGCUCUGCUGGACCCCUGUCAAAGAGUCCUCUACAGAGACGUCAUGCAGGAGAACUAUGAGAAUGUGACCUCGCUGGGUGAUGCAAUGGUAUGUGACAAAGAGGAGCAGAAUUUUCAGAAGGAAAAUAUUGAGCAAGUGGAUAAACACAGAGCAUUAUCGCAAAGAUCGAAAAGGAAUGUGUCCAGGAGUCAUGAGCAGGGAAACUCCUGUGAGAUUCAGCGCAGACCAGAAAGAGAACAGGGAAACCAUCCAGGGGAGAAAGUGGGUAAAUGUAUUUCCUGUCAGGGAACUCAGAAGGACCUCAAUGAAACCACAACACAGCAGGAAAUCCUCAGGGGAAAGAGAAAAAAUACAUGCACUGAGGAUGGGAAAAUUUUAUGUGACUACUCAGUCCUUAUUAAGCAUCAGAGAAUCCACACAGGGGAGAGGCCCUAUGAAUGUCAUGAGUGUGGGAAAUGCUUCACUAAGAGCUCAUCCCUUUCUGAACAUCAGAGAAUCCACACAGGGGAGAGGCCCUAUGAAUGCCGUGAGUGUGGGAAAAACUUCACUCACAGAUCAGGCUUUUUUCGCCAUCAGAGAAUCCACAGAGGGGAGAGGCCCUAUGAAUGUAGUGAGUGCGGGAAAAGCUUCAAUCGCAGCUCGCACCUUAUUCGGCAUCAGAUAAUCCACACAAGAGAGAAGCCCUAUAAGUGCAGUGAUUGUGGGAAAAGUUUCACUAAGAGCUCAGCCCUUUCUGAACAUCAGAAAAUCCACACAGGGGAGAGGCCCUAUGAAUGCAGUGACUGUGGGAAAACUUUCAAUCGCAGCUCGCACCUUAUAAGGCAUCAGAGAAUCCACACAGGGGAGAGGCCCUAUGAAUGCAGUGAGUGUAGUAAAAACUACACUACCAGCUCAGCCCUCUCUGAACAUCAGAGAAUCCACACAGGGGAGAGGCCCUAUGAAUGCAGUGACUGUGGGAAAACCUUCAAUCGCAGCUCAAACCUUUUUACCCACCAGAGAAUCCACACAGGGGAGAGGCCCUACGAAUGCAGUGAGUGUGGGAAUACCUUCUCUUGGUACUCAGAGCAUUUUAGCCAUCAGAGAAUCUGCAAGGGAGAUCAACACCAUAAAAACCUCUAGUGCUAUCAAUACUUUUUCUUUAAAAAUUUUCCUGAUUCCCACAUAGUAACUUUUGAAGCUGUUUGAACUGUUUGCAGCACUGUUAUCCUUCAACUUGACCAGAUGAGUGGCCCAGUUUUGCCUUUUUGCAGUUUCCCCUGUUUUGAGGUGGACCCAUUUGUCCUUUCUAUCAACUCCAUUGUCUCAUGAGUAAUGGAAGUGUGCCCUUCCUCUCAGGAACCAGGGACCAUCAGAUUUAUACCAUUCCUCCUAUUGCAAAGUUAUUGUUAGAGUCACCAAUGAGUCAGAUUAUAUCAUUGCCAGUUAUUCUCACAUUGCUCUGGGUUGUGCUGAAGAGCAGUAAUAUUGGGAACUUUACAAAUUAUAUGUAAAUGAAGAGGACCAGGGGCAGGGAAAAAAGUGUCAUUUCAGCCCCUGUGACACCAGAAGGAUACAGGGUGACUCAGAGAUUCCCUCCUUCCCCAUCACCGCAGAACUGUUACCUUUUGUGUGAGCCAUGCAGAGUUUAUCUUCAUCACAUUCUAUCCAUCCACUUCUCAAAGUGUCAUGUGAUGAAGCAUUCUCCGUUGUCUGUGCUUGGAGAUGAUGCUUUGACUUCUUUAAUCCUAUAUCAGAGUCACUAUGAGUGGAGAUGAAAGUGUCAAAGACCUGAAAGGGGAAUUCAAAUGGAUCCCAAACACAGUUUGAUCAUUUAGAGUUUAUAGCCGAGGUUCCAUCUAUUGGUAAAGCCACUUCUUACAAGGUAGCUAUUUUGUCCCCCAUUAUGGCAAUGCUAGGAUACUAAAAAUGUUGUAAAUAACAUAGCUGACUAUUGAAACAGUGGUGAGUGAAGCAGGUUUGAAUGAAUCAGAGGAGAAUGUGAUGGGAGAAUGUCUUGUCCUGAUUCUGAAUAAUCAGAUGUAACCUGCUCUGGAAUUUCACUUGACACUUCCAUUGUCAUAUAUUCUGUCUCUCUGUGGUGUGGGUUUCUAUCUUUCCUGAAGGCUGUUUGGUCACCCAGUUGGAUAUUAGUUCAGUUUGAUAUGAUGUAGCUCAGAUUUAUUGGAGAACUUAAGACAUAUGACCAUUAGCUAAAGUCAUCAUUUCUCACUUCAGCUUUGCUUUUUCCCCAUCCCUCUAUGAUGACAUGGAGAAAGUUCAAGUGCAGAUCUGUCAACAGGAGAGAACUCUCUAAUUUACUGGACAUGCUAACAAAGAAAUAGCAGUGAUUUAAAAUCUCUACUCGGAAAUGGUGAACAACAGCAAACCCCAAGUAACUGAAGGAAAUGCAUAUGAUCACAGUGUAGUUCAAUUGUUAAAGUCAAUAUUGUCUCAGAUGAUCUGGGGAGAGAAUUCCACGGUAAGUGAUUUUGAAGUAGGCAAAAUGCCCAUGUAUUUGAUUGCCAAAUCAUGUGUAGCCCAGGCCCUACAAAAGAUCUCUCCUAGCUAAUUCUAUGUUAUGGGGAAUGCUGCCCUUCAUGACACAGAUGUUGAGAAAAUAGAAGUGGGUUUUUUGUUGAAUUUAUCCUUUGUAGGUGUUGAAAAUGUGUAUAAAAUCAAUGUUGGAAAUCUAAUAGCUGCAGAAAAAUAGCUAUUUUUGAGUAGAAUCUCCAGCUCUGGUAACAAACAAAGUUUAUGAUCCAGCGCUGUAUCCAGUCCCUUGCCUGGAACUGUGCCACCUAAUUAAAGAAAAGCUGGGCAUGCUUCGGGAAGCCGUUCCUCACUAACAUGGCUAAGAUUUUGAGUGGUUUUGUAAAGGAUUCUACUUCAGACAAGUGUAAAUUUACCCUAACCAAGGUCAAGGAUUUGGAAAGAACUGGGAUUGAAAGAGUCCACACUCAGUUCUUGGUUUCCACCCCAGUAAAGGAAGCUAUGGUGACCAAUGACCCAAGGACAAUGUUUUGUACAACUCCACUUCCUAGUUCAGUGUCACUGAUUACAGUUCCAGAGGAUACCAGGGUUAGACUGAGAACAAUCAUCCUUCACCAUUUGGAUCCAAAGAGAGAGUGCUUCAUAGGACAUUCCUUUCCCAUGGAUCCCAAACUGGCUGCCUGAUUGGGUAACAAGGACUUUCAGACUGUAGAAAUGAUGGUAACCCAUGAGGCAACUAAUGUGUCAGGCUCCAAUUUCAGACUUCUGGAUCCACGCAUGUUGAGUCCUGAUUCUAUGGUUUUGUGUCUGACGCUAUGGCUAUACAAUAAAGCUGAUGUCGGCGCAGCUGCAUAAUGUAGCUGCGCUGCUGUAGCACUUCUAUUACAGAUGCUCUCAGCCAAUGGGAGCGAUCUCUCCCAUCAGACUUUAUUAGUGUAGCCCCCACAAGUGGAAGUGGCUAUGUUGGCAGGAGAAGCUCUCCUGCUGACGUAUCACUAUCUACACAGGAGGUUAGGACUGUGUAAUUACAUUGCUCAGUGGUGUGGAUUUUUCACACCUCGGAGCAAUAUAGUUAUACCGAAAAAUGUCUUUAGUGUAGACCAGACAGUUCUCUCUUGUGUUUUAGGCAUUUACAUCACUUCUCCUCUCUUCACCUACUUUGAAAGAUUAAAAAGUGUGAAAAGGGAGGUAUUUUUCCUCAUGGUGCACAUGGGCCACAUAUUUCAGAAGAACCAGAGAUAUAAGAACUCACAGAAGUGGUUGGGACCUACGUUGAGACAAACCACAAAUUGAGCCAGGGUUCAGUUGUUGGCAAUGGGCAUUAAAAGAAAAUUAACAUAUAUAAUAAGAAUUUGUGAUCUUUGAAUAUGUUCUUGUUACCAAUGAAAAUGAAAUUAUAGGUGACGUUAUUGGUUAAAGAAUAAGAGACUAAUUGUAUGAUAAUCUGAAUUAUUUUGGAAAAGUGAUACUUGUCUUGUUUUGUUAGUCGUACAGGAAAUGAUGGCUAAUCUUGAAAAGUUAAUUUGAUUUAAUUUACCCCCUGUAGUGUAAGAAGAUCCGGUAGAAAACCUCACUCCAAUGGUUGGGAUGGAAGAAUGUGUGUGAGAAAGAGUGUAUAAGAGAAUAUUGGUCCUGUAUAGAUUUUAACUUUUUGUGUUUCAAAUAGAACUUUUUUUGCUUAGGCUACAUCUACACUACGGGGGGGGGGGUUGAUUUAAGAUACGCAAAUUCAGCUACGUGAAUAGCGUAGCUGAAUUCGACGUAUCGCAGCCGACUUACCCCGCUGUGAGGACGGCGGCAAAAUCGACCUCUGCGGCUUCCCGUCGACGGCGCUUACUCCCACCUCCGCUGGUGGAGUAAGAGCGUCGAUUCGGGGAUCGAUUGUCGCGUCCCGAUGGGACGUGAUAAAUCGAUCCCUGAGAGGUUGAUUUCUACCGGCCGAUUCAGGCGGGUAGUGUAGACCCAGCCUUAGUUUCAAAGUCUAUUUCUAUUAAAUAUUUGAAAAGACAAGGUGUAUAAGUUUUUACCCACUUAGACUGUAAGGGUUACUGACUUCCCAACUUCUCUAAUUUGCAAAGAAAAGGCAUGACAUCUGUCACAGGAUGUGUUCAGCAGGUAGGAAAGCUGCAAUCGUCAACCAUCAAUAUGAAGGAAAAGUCUGAAGUCCAUUACCUUUCAGGUUAAUAAGACAUCUAAAGGCUGUUCUAUGUUGAAAAGCUAUGUUGACAUAGCCACAUCUCUGAGGGGUGUGAAAAGUCCUCUCCACUGAGAGAAGUAGUUAAUGUGACCUGAGUCCCACUGUAGACAGUGUUAGGUUGCCAGAAGAAUAUUUCCAGUGUUUGAAGUGUAGACAUAGCCUUAGACAGAUUGAUCCCCUAUGGGAAGCGAGUCAUGACAUCAAUUCCAAAUUUGACCCAUCUCCCUGUAUGUGAGAAAGGUACUAGUAUGGAGGGCUGAGCCAGCUGUCCUAUUUCCUGGUUCCUCCACUGUAGCUACAGCUUUUAGUGCCCAUGAAUGCAAAGACUGAGAGAAAUGGAGAGUUCCAACCAUUGUCAUUUUAGUAUUUUAUUGUUCCUUUUUCUAUUUUUUGUGCUGGCCUUUCUGUUAUAUCAGUGUGUGACUGUGUAGCUCAGUGCAUGUGUGACAAAAGCUUAUUAGUGCCAAUUGGCAAAGGGGUCACUGUUAUUCACAAGCAACUCCUGUAUCAGAUCUGACAAAUUCACCACAGCUAAUACACUGCUUUUAUGUUAUUUAUCCAGGAAUCAGAGCAGUGAGAUCUCUACUGAAAGUUUGUAAAUUAUUGAUACUCCUACGCACUACAAGAGGUGUGUAUGAGUCAUAUUUAAGGAGUAAUAUAAGUACAUAGAAAAUUAUGCCCAUAUAGUAUUUUCAUUAAAGUGAAUCACCCCAAUCAUAGGUCUUGGUGGGGACGGCCCAUUCAAGUGGGAGGGAAUUGUCUUCUGUCCCUUGCUGACCAGUUAUGCGAUGUAUUGCUCAAUUGUCAAUCUUUGCACCAACCCGGAAAAACAAAUGGAAAACCAUCAAAGACAAACUAUAGACAUUGAAUCCUUGUGAAAGUGAAAAGGACAAUAUCACAAUGAGGAGAUUGUCCUUUCUGUGAAUAAAGAGAAAAGACUGAAUCAGUUUAUAACAGGGUGGAGAAAAACACUCUGGGUCCAUUCGCCAAGGAGAUCCCUACUCACCAGUGGUUCUUUAUGAAAGGCAGGGCCCUGGCUUCUAGGGACUAGUAAUCAUUGCAAUAGACUGAUGUGUGAGGUGAAAAUCUACUUAGAUAGGAAAGGUAACUAUUAAGUGUAGGUUGCAUUUUGUGAUUUUGUUUAGUUGGUAACAGUUGGUUUCCAUCAGUCACAUUUGUUUCUGUUUAAAUCUCUAUCCCUUGUGAAAUAAAUUUCCGUUUGUUCAAUAACUGUACACAAGUGCUAUGUGUGUUACAGUAGCAGUGGUCUACAGUAAAACUGGUAACCUGGGAUAUACCAUUGCUUCGGGAAGAGAGGAUCUGGGAUUUCUCUGAGUGUCUGGUGAUCGGGGCUGGACUCCAGAGGGGGACACAUUGAAGGAACUCAGGGGUUGGGUGCCUCUAUUGUCAACUGUCAGGGCUGCUGCAGCUCAGAAGAGGGUGCUUGAAUGUAUGACAGGCUCGAUGAGUUUCAUCGCUGACAUCCAGCUGCCAAAUGUAAAAGUCCCUCUUUCUAGUGGCAGAUGGCAACAAGGAGACUCACAGCCCUCAGCACCCUGAGAAGGGUCACAAUGUGCAUCCACCUCUGAAAUCCACACAGUGAAGGCACCCUUUGGCAUAGAUAACUGAAUCAAAAUAGCCCUAAAACUCUGCCCUACGAAAUCAUGGAACAUGUGCUCUUAGCUCUGUGAAAGCAUGUAAAGAAUCCAAGCGCUGGAGGGUAGGGAUAGGUAUGACAGUGUACCCCAAAAGGCUUUAUGGGGAGGGGGUGCUUAUAAAUGUAUGUAUGACAUAACUGGAAUAUGUUGUGCUGCCUGUGCCAUGUAAUGUAUCUCCGUAAAGGUUAUGGUCUACUAUAUCUAUUCCUCCUAUUUGUACACAUAUAUGUAUAUGAGGUUAAGAAUAUGGGCUGUGUACUUGCUUGGUUUCUAAGUAAGCUUUGGGAGGCAUUUGGUCAGUUUCUUUAGGAUGGAUUCACAAGGUUAAGUACCUGAUCAGGAAGCACUUGGGGAACAAUGCAUCUUGGAAUGCUCCAAUCCAUAUAAGAAGUCUUCCUGGAGACAUACAAGAUACCAUGUGGACAAUGGCUUCAGCCUGUAAAGACUGAGUCAUGCAGGGACAUGUGACUUGCCCAGGUGACUCCAGAACUCCAUCUUGGAGCUGGACUUUGCAUAGGAGUGAGGAGGGGGUUCUCCACCCACAAGAGAAAGUCUAUUUAAACCCAUGGGAGACCCCUCCAUUUUGUCUUCAGCUGGCUAAAGAAGGAGCCUCUCCACCCCCCAGGAUACGUGAAGGAAACUGGAACAAAGGACAGUAACUACAGGGGGUGUGAGUGAUUGCUGGACUCAGGCUAAAAGGAGAUUAGCCUGUAAAAGGGAACAUUCUGGAACUAGUGAGGAUCUUAUCUCUUUUUAGUUUGAUUAGACAUAGAUUUGCACAUUUUAUUUUAUUUUGCUUGGUGACUUACUUUGUUCUGUCUGUUACUACUUGGAACUACGUACAUCCUACUUUCUGUAUUUAAUAAAAUCACUUUUUACU
This is a messenger RNA of Malaclemys terrapin pileata, 7891 nucleotides long. Its product is annotated as zinc finger protein 3-like. Gene Ontology annotation, biological process: negative regulation of transcription by RNA polymerase II. Lineage: Eukaryota; Metazoa; Chordata; Testudines; Emydidae. Bases 1 to 1806 code for a protein of 601 amino acids. The record is from RefSeq and is a predicted model, not a curated record. The transcript has 9 exons. Gene Ontology annotation, molecular function: DNA-binding transcription repressor activity, RNA polymerase II-specific.